GAAGUGGAGUCAAGGCGCGGCCGCCUCCUGAGGGGAGGCGGUUCUGGCUGGCGGCGGCGGGGCGCCGUGAGGGGAAGAUGCCCGUGGCGGUGAUGGCAGAGAACUCCUUCAGCUUCAAGAAGCUCCUGGAGCAGUGCGAGACCCAGGAGCUUGAGGCCCCUGGAGGAAUUGCAACACCCCUUGUUUAUGGCCAACUUCUAGCUUUAUACCUGUUGCAUAAUGACAUGAAUAAUGCACGGUAUCUUUGGAAAAGAAUCCCUCCUGCUAUCAAAUCUGCAAAUGCUGAACUUGGUGCUGUUUGGUCAGUAGGACAAAGAAUCUGGCAGAGAGACUUUCCAGGAAUCUAUACAACAAUCAGUGCGCAUCAGUGGUCCGAGACUAUUCAACCAAUCAUGGAAGCACUUAGAGAUGCAACUAGGAGACGAGCCUUUGGACUGGUUUCUCAGGCAUAUACCUCAAUAGUUGCAGAUGAUUUUGCAGCCUUUGUUGGGCUUCCUGUAGAAGAAGCUGUGAAAGGUGUAUUAGAACAGGGCUGGCAAGCAGACUUUUCAACGCGUAUGGUAAUGCCUAAAAAGCCAGGUGUGCUGGAAGCUUCCUUUAACAGAUUUAUUCCUUCAUCAGAACCUGCUCCGGUUCCACCAAUUCCAAAUGAACAGCAGUUGGCCAGAUUGACUGACUAUGUGGCUUUCCUUGAAAAUUGAUUACCCUGCUCCUGUAUUCAGAACAACUUGGGAAUCCUGUGUACUGACAGUUUUAGAAAUCUAAGAUUUAUUUUAUUUCGUAUCUGUUAAACGUUGCAGCAUCCCCUACUCAAAUGUGUGAAGUAUACAGUGUAUGUUAGCCCAAUUUGUGUUUUGCCAAAGCCAAGCUAGCAACUGAAAUGAUUCUUUAACUCCUGUAAUAUUUAUUCAGUAGGUACACAGCAGUAUUACAUAGUAAGUUUUUUUUAAUUGACUCAUAGCAGAGAGAGGCUGAACUUUUUUCAGGUGUAUUAGAAAUGAAGAAGUAAAAAAAAUGAGUAAUGAAGCAGGUUAACUGUGUUGAGGAAUUUAUGCUAGUAGGUUAUGUGCUUCUAUGGUGAGUACUGCAGUGCUUAUCACAGAUCAAUUGCAUGUUGACCUAAAGUACAAAGAGCAGAAGACUGCCCUACCCGUAUCUGCAGAGAGAAAAUAUUUUGAUGAAACAGUAACUUAAAGAAGAAAACAAUUUACAGUGACUCUUUUGCAAGUAUAUUUGUGGCAUAUUUAUAAUUGAUCUUUUUUCUUGUUGGUCUUUCUGGAUUGUUAACUCUUCUUGUUUUGAUGUGAGAAAUUUCACAUCGGGCAUAUUUUUACAGCAGAAUAAUUGAGGUCAUUUAAGAAAGGCAAAACUUCACUUUGAGGAAGAAUUUUUACUUUUGGAAGGUUUUGAGUGAUGUAGGACACCAGAUAUUUUGCUGGGUAACCAUACACCUUCUUGAGACCUGUCACAUCUUGGUUCUUUUCAGUACACUGGGCCAGGAUCUACAAGAAACAACUCUGACCGAUGUUUAAGCUUUCUGGAUUACCUCUGCAGUUGUUGAAGAAUUUAAAAAUUAGAGUAGGUGUCCCUGAGUAGAGACCAAUUGGCAUGGGGAUGAUAUGUUACGCUGCAAUGUCAGUUUGAGGAAUACAUUUUCUAGAUUAGAGCACUGCUGUGUUAAUCUUUGAGUUGAGGGUGGAUUUUAGAAGCAGAAAGAUGACUUGUAUUCCCAGGCUUCUUAUUUGUAUUAUGCUGGUAAAAAGGCUGUGGGAAAAUAGUGGUGCUUUAAAGGGCAGUGCAUGCCUUCAUUUGCUUCUCCCCCCUUUUCAACAUCGUAUUCAGUGGUUUCAUUGAAGAUGGCAAGUGUGCUGUACAUUGUGAUUGUUUUUCUGGUGUGCACUACCUACUGUACAUUCUCUUCCGGGGGAUGUGUUAGCAGGGAGGAAUUAUAAACUGUGCACUGCUGCUUUGAGAGCUCCCUUUAUAUGUAAACACUUACUCAAAAUGAUUAUUUAUUUGAAACCCACCUGAGACUUGGAUUUCUAAAUUUAUCUUCAGUGAAAUUAAAGAACAUGUUUACACUGA
Molecule: messenger RNA, 2085 nt
Organism: Gymnogyps californianus (California condor)
Lineage: Eukaryota; Metazoa; Chordata; Aves; Accipitriformes; Cathartidae
Gene: COPS8
Product: COP9 signalosome subunit 8
Exons: 8
Coding region: 78-701 (207 amino acids)
Biological process (GO): COP9 signalosome assembly; protein deneddylation
Cellular component (GO): COP9 signalosome
Source: RefSeq, a predicted model, not a curated record